UUGCUCGCGUGGAGCCUCCCUCUGCCUCCGGCUCCAUCAGUGCCGCGCGCGGCCCCGUCGCUGGAGGCGGCCGCCUCUGGGACCCGGGCCCGCUGCCGGGACGUGCAGCCUCCGGAGUCCAGACGAGCUCGUUUGGGGGAGGACGGCGGGGAAGGGACCAUGCAAAGCUUGGCUUGAAAUGUCGAAGCGGGGAUUGAUUUGUCUUGGGCAGAGGAGGGAUCCCGCGGCCCCCCCCUUCCAGACAGCUGUCGGGCUGGAGGAGCUAUCUAGCGCUUACAAAUACUCCCCAAGAAGGGAGCCAGCAGAAAGCAGAACAGGUGACAAGAGUGACAACAAUCUGCCUUGUGCGCAGUUAGCCUGAAACGACUACCGCUUACCUAUGGGCCCUGCUCCACCGCCAGAUUAAAGCUGGCUAGAAACCAGCUGUAGAGUUAUUGCCCAUUUGCCAGACCAUAGAGCAGGUUGGCUUUUCCUAGCUGACCUUUUUAUGGUGGGAUGCGUGGCUGGCCAAUGUUCAUGGCAGAAUUCACCAGUCACUUGCAUCAUGUAUGUAAAGUGUCACAGGGGCCAAGCGGGGUUAGGUGAUGCAGGCACUAAGGUGAUACUGCUUGUUAUUAACCACCGCCUGGGAGCACUGAGGACAGAGAGAAUUCAGUGGAGCCCUGAGAAUAACAUCCCUCAUCCUGUGGCAGGGGAGGAAUGAAACGAAAGCAAAACAUAUGGAUACAAUGGAACAUAUAUUACUGCUACUCAUGUUUUCCAUUCCUAUUAUCAGUCUCACCAAUGGAGCAGAAACGGAACAAGAUUUCACUUGGCACUUAAAGAAGGUACCUCAGAUUGUGAGCGAGAGAACUUUGUCCCUUGAUAGUCCUAAAUUCGAAGCAACAACCAAAUUAGAGCUGAAGAGAGUGUGUGGAAUUGAGUGCCAAAGGAAACUUCCAGUGCCGAGUCUGUCUGACUUGAAGGAUUUCCUCUCCUAUGAGACUGUUUUUGAGAAUGGCACACGGACCCUGACUCAAGUAAAUGUCUUGGGCCUAACAUCUGAUCAAGCUCAAAACACCAACACAAGAAUGUCCUUAAGAAGAAAGAGGCAGAUAUAUGGAACAGACAGUAGAUUCAGCAUCUCUGACAAGAAGUUUAUGACUAACUUCCCAUUCAGCACAGCUGUGAAGAUCUCCACCGGCUGCAGCGGAAUUCUCAUUUCCCCCAACCAUGUUCUAACAGCUGCUCACUGUGUGCACAAUGGCAAAGAUUAUGUCAAGGGCAGCAAAAAGCUGAGGGUAGGAUUGCUAAAGGAGGGUUCCAAAGGCAGUGGCAAGAAACGCAAAGGUGCUAAUAGGAGUAAGAGAGAAAUUUCUGAGGUCAGAGAUGACGGGGUGGAUGGCACAGAACAAAAGCCAGGUUCCAAAGGUGGUGGUAGAAAACAAAAGUCAACUGGGAGGGGUCAGAGAACCUCAAAGGGUAAAUCUUCCUUCCAGUGGACCAGGGUAAAGAGUACCCAGAUCCCCAAAGGCUGGUUAAAAGGCAAAAAUGGUGAUGUUUCCCUCGAUUACGAUUAUGCUGUUCUUGAGCUCAAGCGCCCACACAAAAGGAAAUAUAUGGAGCUGGGAAUCAGCCCAACAAUCAAAAUGAUGCCUGGUAGUAUGAUCCAUUUCUCAGGUUUUGAUAAUGAUCGAUCUGGGCAGCUAGUCUAUAGAUUUUGUAGUAUAUCUGAUGAAUCCAGUGAUCUUUUCUACCAGUACUGUGAUGCUGAGCCUGGUUCUACUGGAUCUGGAAUCUAUCUUCGCCUUAAAGAGCCAGACAAAAAGAAAUGGAAGCGCAAGAUUAUUGCAAUUUACUCAGGUCAUCAGUGGGUAGAUGUCAAUGGCGCACAGCAGGAUUAUAACGUAGCAGUACGAAUUACUCCUCUCAAAUAUGCCCAGAUUUGCUUCUGGAUACAUGGGAACGAUGACAAUUGCACACAAGGUUGAUAAAAACUGAAACUGUUCUCUGGCACUGACAGUGUAAAUCUGCCCUAAAUGUUAUUAGAAGAGCAUCAGAGCAUCACCCUAUACCAGGACGUAUUUGAACUUGAAGCAUGCAAGUAAUAUUUUCAUAUAUUGAGUACUGCUACCCUUCAAUUGGUAGAAUUAUUUUUAAUUGUCUAGUAAAUCAACUUUAAAUAUGCACUUGAAAUUCAAAACUGUACUUUGUUUAAAUUUGUGAUACAUUCACAUAGUUCAAAUUAAAAGACAACAAGUUGGUGGGGUCAAUUUUUCUAAUAUACUUAAAAUUUCUCAAACUGGUACUAUUAAACGUGUAUUUUUUCAAUUGACUUGCUUUACUCAGGGUUCCAUUCCAACAAGUUCCAUGUACUUAUUGUACUGUAUGUGCAGAAUUAUCUUAAUUGUGAAACAUUGAAGUAAGACCAAACUAAUGAUGGUUAGUUUUCACUGAAGAUCGUACUUCUACACUGAGAUGCAGCAGUCUAGUUCAUGUUGGAUGCCAUGGAUGGUAUGACCGGUGAUAGAGCACUCUAGAAUAUACCCUGUUCAUAUGCUCUCCUUCUAAAGCAUUCACUCCUGCCACUGUUGCAGGCAGGAUACUGGGCUAGACGGACUAUUGGUCUGACCCAGCAUGGCACUUGUUUUUGACUUGGGAAAUUCUUUUUCAAGGUUGCCUUGCAAAGACUUUUGUGGGAAUUCUGAAUUUCUGUGGGGGAUACUCAGACCUAACACCAGAAAGUUCAUUCCAUUGUUUGCUAAAAUAACAAAAAGAGGUUAGUGAAUGUAGGAGUUCCCCUGCUAAGGAUAAAGAGAAACCAUCAGGGUAUAAUCUAAUGCCUGGAAGUCUAGUUUAAGAAACUAUACACAUCUGGGAAAUAUUAAGCAUGCAUCUUUUCAUUUUAGUUGGUUAGCUCCACAUUUGCAGGCCAGAUGCAGUCCAUAGGUGUAGGUUGCCAACUCUCAUGCAAUUGCCUUUAUUAAAAAAUGGCUGUUGACAACAAUUUGAAAGAAAGAGCAAAUAUGGCUGCAAACGAUAGCUUUUGGGUGGUCAGCAUUUUAAUAGGUUCUGUAAUUACUUCUGUAAGUGUUCAGACUUUAUAAAUAAGCUUCACAGUGUAUCAGCCUGGGAGCUGGAAAGCAAUAUUUUGGUUUGUCAUCAUACAGUUUAAUCAGAUCCUACUCUGAUCUUAUAAAAAAAAAAAAUAGAGAUAAACAAAAAUAAUCCUUCCAUGCCAAAUCAUGUCAAAAUCACCUACUGAAAUGGAAGCGACCAGUCCUGUAAAUAGAAUAGAUUUAUUGUUAGGUAGCAACCAUGCUAAUAAAAUAAUGCGUGUGUUUGCUGUUACUAAACUACACAGUUAAAAGAAAAGGUACCUCUAUCAAGUGAUUUUGAUGGUUUAAAGUUUGUAUAUAAGCAUCACUAACAUUUUUUGCUAUCGAGUAUGCUUAAUUGCUACACAUGCAACCUUAUUUUAUUUGUUACACAGAGACUUUGAAAAACCCAAAGUUUCAGGAUGCUAGUUUAACAUAAUAAUGUAAAAUGAAAAUGCCUAUAUCAGGCCAUUUGCAUUUGGUUUUAUUACUGCUAUUCAAUAUUUCCGUAUUUAAUGUGCUGUGAUAUUUUGCUUGUAUUGACCAAACUUCGAUUUCUCUCAGUUGAAUUUCUCUCAAGUUGAAGAAUGUGUAAUGAGAUUUUUUAAAGAUAUUUUGAUUUGCUGUAUCUUUAAAACAUACUUAUAAUGUGUUUUCAUGAAGUAAGUUUUUUUAAAUCCAUUAGUUUAUCAUUUUCAACUAUACAUAAAAUCUGGCACGUUUUGUUUGCAAGGUGACGUUUUUGCCUCUAUAGUAGCAAAGUAUGAACCUUUAAUGUCUGGUUCUCUAUAAUAAUCAAAACCUGUUUGACAUUUUGUGGUAUUUUAUUAAACUGAAAGCACUGCACUUUAAUAUGCAUAUUUAAAAUUUAGGCCAUUUCUGCAAGACACUUAAAUUUAACUUCAUUUACAUGUCUGUUGCCUGUUUCUGUAAAUAUUUAAUCAAUAAGUUGAAAAAAAGAUACUGCAGGCACAGUUAAACAUUAAUGACAUCAUACUUUGUUUUACUAUCUCUAAUGAUCAUUAUUUCUUGAUUAAAAAUAAUAUAAAAUCACCUCUGGCCAGUAUUUGCCUCUUGUACCCUAAAAUGACUGGGCUACACUAUCUUUUAGAAAGCUCUAUAAUGCCUCUGGAAUACAUUUUAAAAUAAAUAUUCUAACAAUAAUACCAAAACCUUUGCUGCUGUAAAUCAACAUAGCAACGAUGACCAACUAGGAGUUCUACUAGCUGCUGAUCUGAUUUCCCCCCCCAAAAAAUAAAACAAACCAGUCUAUCGAAAAUUAAUGUUGACAACUUGAUUCCUUGUUUUGGUCAGGCUGAAAGUCAGGAAAAAGAUAAGAACAGCAAAAAAAGAGAUGCUAACAGACAUAUAUUGAUUUUGUUAUUAUAAACAUCUGCCAUGCUACCAUUUGCAUGUUCCAAGCAUCUGCCGCCUCAAUGUAAUAUUCCCUUACCUAGCAUAAAUGCACACACAUCUUUAUAGGACAAAUAGUAGAAUGAGUAUUUUCAAAUGACUAUACAGUAAUACAUCAGAACCAUCUUCAUAUAUGUCCACAUUUGGUGUAAGCAGGUACCAUUUCAUUGGACCAGGAGUCACACCAGGAUCAAAUUAUAAUAAUAGCUCUAGAGUCGAUCAGUAGCACAGAUAGGAAAGAUGUGGAUGGCCAAAAUAUUGCUUUCUGCUGUGCCCUAAUACCAUAAAAUAUUAAAAGCCAUCAUUGAACAUUACAGACUGAAACAAGGUCAAGUGGGUUUUCACAUUAAUCUGCAUAAACCAAAAAGAUCGAUGGAGUGUGGAGUUGGCAAUGAUGGUAAAUAAAACAAGUAUCCCUCAGCUUGUAAGAGCUUUUUUAGUACAAAGCUGGCACCUGUUAAAAUUGUUUCUAAUUCAAAUUCAGAUGCUCUUUAAAUGGAGGCAACAGAUCUGAAUUUGACUUGUAAACUGUAUGUUUCAGAACUCAUGAGCACCUGGCCCAAAUUUUGGCAGAACAUCAACCAUGACCUGCUAAGAGGCUUCUAUCCCUCUGAAGAAGUGGGCUACUCAUUACUUGUAUUUAUUUAGUACUAAUGCUUUCUUUUUAGGAGCUGCUCAGUCUGCUCUAAUGGACCUAUUACAGCAACUUUCUGCCUGGCUUUAGGGAGAAGAAGAAUCCUUCUCAACUUGCCUUUCUGUGAGGGGUGACAGGCGCUUUAUAAAGAUGAAACAAUAACUUUUGGUGAUAACAAUGAACAUUCUGGAACAAAUGCAAACAAGCUAAUGACUGCAGACUUUUGAAUGUGCAACAUGUUUUCCACUUUGAGAAGUCCCAUUGAAGUCAAACUGACUACUUGGUGUGUAAAGUUUAGCAUGUGCUUAAGGCUUUGCAGGACUGCAGCCCAAGCGUAUAUAGACUUAAAGCAGUGGUAUUCAACUUUUUGGUUCCGUGGGCCAGAUAAGUGACAUGGGGCCAGUCCACAGGUCAGACUGGACUCCACACUGCCUAUGCCCAGCCCUACACCACACUGCUCAGCUUUAACUGGCCCUGCACAGCCCUCACUGACUCCACAAACUCAUGCUAUCUGGUCUCUGGGGUUCCCACUGGGACCAGAAAUUUGACAGCAGGGGAGAGGCAAUUAGCUGCCACCAAAUUUUUUGGAUACGUGGGGAGCCCCAGGGACAGAUAACAUGGCCCUGACAAACACACUCUAAGUUAGCAGCAUUAUUGUUUUUUACAUAAUUUUACCAAUGCUUAAAAUGAAUCCCAUCUCAAAGAGUCUGUUAUUUAAGAUUAACAGGAUAUAAAUCCGCUGAUAUGACUCUACUAUGACAAAAAUCACUGAAUAGAAAAUGAAUUUCUUUAUAAGAAAACAUGGAAAUAUUGCUGAGAAAGAGAGAAGCUUUUUUGCUUUUAAGAAAUCAAUGCUCAAUUUAAUAGAAACAAAUAAUAAAUUCAGCAAUUAAUAAGGGAAGAGCAAGAAGAGCAAGCUGGUGUUAUAGAGGGAUUCAAGGAAGGACACUUGAUACACAGAUGUUCCAAGCAAACUGGCUGGCAUGAAGAGCAACAGCUGUAGUUAAGAUAGAGAGGGUAGAGAGAAGUGUGAGGAUCAAGAAAUCCUGGAGGAAGCAGGUAAAAAACAUAGGGCUAUAAAUUAAUAUUGCAUAGAAUUAUGUAAAAUUGCAUAGAAAUCUUACUUUACUGUUAAAUAAUUGUCAGUUCCUGCUGGCCUCAAGCAAAAACAUGGGGUGCAAGUGCAAGUUCUAGGAGUCAGCAGGGACCACUAAGAAAUUCUAGACCCCAAUCUCAGUCCUUACAUGCAGUUUCAUGGAAGUCAACACAACUACUUUUCUUCAUAAAUUGUACUUGUAUUAUAGUGUCAGGCCACAUAGGAAACAUCUGAUCUGAGAGACUGACAGAAAGCAUGGGGAAUACAAACCCUUCAACCAUAGGAUGCAUAAUAAAUGGAGGGAAUUUCUGUCAGUUGGUAAUUUUUUCAACAUGGCAUAUUGUUACAGUUCUGAUAAAGCUUGUUCUCUGUCAAAUGACGAACCUGAAGUUUUCAGUUAUUAUUGCCUUUUAUUGCCUGUACCUUGAAUUCUAGCUAAUAAACACUUUCAAAUACUUCA
Messenger RNA from Alligator mississippiensis (American alligator), 6680 nucleotides. It is a transcript of the gene PRSS35, whose product is annotated as serine protease 35. The transcript has 2 exons. The coding region runs from base 720 to 1970 and encodes 416 amino acids. NCBI's taxonomy places the organism in Eukaryota, Metazoa, Chordata, Crocodylia, Alligatoridae. Gene Ontology annotation, biological process: proteolysis. Gene Ontology annotation, molecular function: serine-type endopeptidase activity. The record is from RefSeq and is a predicted model, not a curated record.